ACACAAACUCACAGCAAUGAAGUUAAGUAUUGUGGUGAAGCUGAGCAUAAACGACGACGAGAAAGCCCGUAAAGCUCUUAAGACCGCUAAUAGUCUCUCCGGCGCAGAAUCAGUGUCUUUCGUUGGGCCAGAUAGAGACCAGAUAGUCGUGACUGGGGAUGGUAUUGACCCAGUUGAACUGACGAGGUUACUAAGGAAGAGGGUUGGAUACGCAGAGCUGUUAAGUGUGGGUCCGGCGGAGGCAAAGAAAGAAGAAUCAAAGCCCACUGUACAAAGUGAUCCUUAUCAGUCCGAAUAUCAUAGCUAUGCCACAAUAAUGGAGACUUUCUUGGAGGAGUUUCGACAUCUUAGAAUCCAUCUUCAAGAGAUUAAAUCAGCCACUGACAACUUUGAUGACAAAAAGGUUAUCGGAACCGGUGGUUUUGGGAAGGUUUACGAAGGAGAACUUUUACACCCCGGCCGAAGCUUGGUUGCUUUUAAGCGUCUAGAUCGUAGAUUUGGGCAAGGGAAUCCAGAGUUCUGGAAGGAAAUAAUGAUGCUUUCUCGUUACUCGCAUGAAAAUCUAAUCUCUCUAUUGGGAUUUUGUGACGAGGAUGGCGAGAAGAUCCUUAUUUAUGAGCAUGCAUCUAAUGGAAGUCUUGAUCGCCAUUUAGGAUCCACUACUUUUACGUGGAUUCAACGUCUCAAGAUAUGCCUUGAUGCGGCAAGAGGCCUCUGCUACUUACAUGAUGACAAGGGCACUCAACAAAGAGUCCUCCACCGUGAUAUAAAGAGCUCCAACAUCCUCUUAGAUGAAUACUGGAACGCCAAAGUAUCUGACAUGGGAUUGUCAAAAAUAGGGCCAGCUAAUCAGCAGCACGCGACUCUUUUCACCAAUGUUGUAGGUACCCUUGGAUACCUAGAUCCACUGUAUAUGGAGUUGGGUAUUCUAACGAAAGAGUCGGAUGUAUACUCUUUUGGUGUUGUCUUAUUUGAAGUAUUAUGUGGACGACUCUGCUUUGAGACUCGUAAAGUUGGGUUUAUGAGUUUGGUACGUACGUGGAGACAAAAGUACAAACAGGAGAAGCUGGAUGAGAUUAUCUUUCAAGCUCUGGUGGACGAAAUAGAUCCCAGGUGUUUAAAAGUAUAUUCAGACAUUGCAUUCCAGUGUCUGCAGAAAAAUCGUGAAGGACGACCAACAAUGUCUCUUGUUGUGGAAAAGCUUGAGACCGCACUUGAAUUUCAGAAGAUUUACGAAGAGAUUAAACAUUCAUUAGAAUAAGAUAACACAUUAGCAACGAUGUCCUCUUCUUCCUCAAUAACAGUCCUAGAAGUGUCAUUUUCCACAUCCUGAAAUAUCAAUCAAUUUUAUAUAACAAACCAAUCACUGGACAUAUAAAUUUACUUCCAACAGACAAGGUGUACAAUCUUUAUGCCUCUUUUAUCUUUGCAGUACGACACUGUUGAAGUAAA
Molecule: messenger RNA, 1452 nt
Organism: Helianthus annuus (common sunflower)
Lineage: Eukaryota; Viridiplantae; Streptophyta; Magnoliopsida; Asterales; Asteraceae
Product: receptor-like protein kinase HERK 1
Exons: 2
Coding region: 17-1261 (414 amino acids)
Biological process (GO): protein autophosphorylation
Cellular component (GO): plasma membrane; plasmodesma
Molecular function (GO): transmembrane receptor protein tyrosine kinase activity; ATP binding
Source: RefSeq, a predicted model, not a curated record